Messenger RNA from Python bivittatus (Burmese python), 1344 nucleotides. The record is from RefSeq and is a predicted model, not a curated record. NCBI's taxonomy places the organism in Eukaryota, Metazoa, Chordata, Lepidosauria, Squamata, Pythonidae.
UAGCUCCUCAGAGAAACUUUGAAAUUGCUUUCAAGAUGUUUGAUCUAAAUGGUGAUGGAGAAGUGGAUAUGGAAGAAUUUGAACAGGUUCAGAGCAUCAUUCGCUCCCAGACUAGCAUGGGUAUGCGUCACAGAGACCGUUCUACUACUGGGAAUACCUUGAAGACUGGCUUCAAUUCAGCAUUGACAACAUACUUUUUUGGAGCUGAUUUGAAGGGGAAACUGACCAUCUCCCACUUCUUGGAGUUCCAGCGCAAACUUCAGCAUGAUAUUCUCAAACUUGAGUUUGAAAGGCAUGACCCUGUAAAUGGCCGAAUCACAGAACGUCAGUUUGGCAGCAUGCUGCUGGCUUAUAGUGGAGUACAGUCCAAAAAAUUGACUUUGAUGCUGAAGCAACUCAAGAAGCAUUUCCAGGAUGGAGAGGGACUAACAUUUGAGGAAGUGGAGAACUUUUUUACUUUCCUGAAAAACAUAAAUGAUGUUGAUACAGCUUUAAGUUUCUAUCACAUGGCUGGAGCAUCUCUUGAUAAAGAUACCAUGCAGCAGGUAGCUAAGACGGUGGCAAAGGUGGAGCUGUCAGACCAUGUAUGUGAUGUAGUGUUUGCUCUUUUUGACUGUGAUGGAAAUGGAGAGCUGAGCAACAAAGAAUUUGUGGCCAUCAUGAAGCAGAGGCUUAUGAGGGGGUUGGAGAAACCCAAAGACAUGGGCUUUACACGGCUCAUGAGAGCCAUGUGGAAAUGUGCCCAGGAGACCGCCUGGGAUUUUGCCAUGCCCAAGCAAUAACCACCAGAAGAAAAGAAGGCCUGGCUACAGCACCCACCUGGGCACAAAUCCUGAAUUCUCCUGCCCUUCCUGUGCAUCGUGGUAGAUGCUCUGUGAUGGAAGGCCUCCUUCAGCAGAAUGACUCUUCUUCAUUGCUGCACUGAAAGACAACCCUUGGAAGGCAAAGACUGUUUAGCUGCAUAGUUUACUUCAAAAUAUCUAAGCAGAAAUUUGAGUCCACUCUGACCUUUACCUUGACAGUGGUUUGCUUACUGCCCUACAGCAUUUUUCUGUUUUCCUUUAGGUUUUCCUUUUUUUGUCUCUGGAAGAAAACUAAACAAACCCCCUUGUUAAUUAGUUUUGAAUAUUCCAGCCUCUUCCUGCAUCUCCAGUAGAAAAUGGCUGAGCAGGAAUACUUCAGUGGACACUGUAUAGAAGGGAUUUGUUGGAUCAAAAAAACUCAUUAGAGUGAGUCAGCAUUUCCUCUUAUCCAGCACCCAUAAUCGAUCGGAAGCAUUUGAAAGACAGGGUGGGGUGAGGGGUCGUGAUAAAUAAAUCCUGACAUUCGUAAAUCCUUGCAAAA